AGCUGCCAAGCUAAACCCAGCCAGUUCUAGACUUUCUCUUAAACCAAGAUAACCAAAUAACAGAAAACAAUCUCCUCGAAAAGCAGGAAAACUUCAUCAAGAAAAAAGGAAGAUGAAGCCUCUCCCUGAAAAAGCUCUCCCUGGGAAAAUCCCAGAGGAAAAACCUUUUCAGGGGAAACCAUCUCAAGAGAAACCUCCCUCGGCGAAACCAACUGAAGAGAAAUCUCCUUUGGCGAAACCUUCUCAUGAGAAACCCCCCUCUGCGAAACCAUCUCAGGAAAAACCCCCCUCUGCGAAACCUUCUCAUGAGAAGCCCCCCUCUGCGAAACCUACUCAAGAGAAACCUCCUUCGGCGAAUCCAACUCAAGAGAAACCUCCGUCGGCGAAACCAACUGAAGAGAAAUCUCCUUUGGCGAAACCUUCCCAUGAGAAACCCCCCUCUGCAAAACCUUCUCAGGAAAAACCCCCUUCUGCGAAACCAACUCAAGAGAAACCUCCUUCUGCGAAACCAACUCAAGAGAAACCUCCUUCUGCGAAACCUACUCAAGAGAAACCUCCUUCUGCGAAACCAACUCAAGAGAAACCUCCUUCUGCGAAACCUACUCAAGAGAAACCUUCUUCUGCGAAACCAACUCAAGAGAAACCUCCUUCGGCAAAACCUACUCAAGAGAAACCUCCUUCAGCGAAACCUCCUCAAGAGAAACCUCCUUCUGCGAAACCAUUUCAAGAGAAACCUCCUUCUGCGAAACCAACUGAAGAGAAAUCUCCAUCUCUGAAACCUGUGGAAGUAAAGCUUGCUCAGGAGCUCCCUGCUAAAGAUAAACUUGCGGAUGAGAUUCCAGUAAAGGAGAAACUCCCUCAGGUAAACCCAGUUCAGGAGAAGGCAGGAUCAGGGAAACCUGGUUUAGAAAAAUCAUCUCAAGAUGAAUCUGGUCAGGAAAAACUGGCUUCGGUUCAGGACAACCCUGGCUCGGGGAAACCUGAUUUAGAGAAAUCUAUCAAGGAGAAGCAACUCCAGGAAAAAGUAAAUCAGGUUGAGGAAACCCCUGCUCUGGAGAAAUCUUGCCAAGAUAAACCUGUUCCAGGGAAACCUAUUCAGGAGAAACCUGGUUUAGAGAAACCAGAUCAGGAGAAGAUCGCCCAUGUUCCAGAGAAACCUGCUGCAAAACAAGCCUCUCCAGCUAAACCAGCUUCAGGCAAACCUUCUCCAAUUAAACCCGCAUCUGGGAAGCUCACAGUGGGUAAACCCGCCUCGGGGAAGCCUGAAUCUGGGAAACCAGGAAAACGCAGUUAAAUGUAUAAGGUGAGAAUUUCUGGA
Messenger RNA from Eurytemora carolleeae, 1318 nucleotides. RefSeq names its product repetitive proline-rich cell wall protein 2. Bases 113 to 1294 code for a protein of 393 amino acids. The transcript has a single exon. NCBI's taxonomy places the organism in Eukaryota, Metazoa, Arthropoda, Copepoda, Calanoida, Temoridae. The record is from RefSeq and is a predicted model, not a curated record.